UUUAUCCAAUACCAAAUCUAUUUGUCCAAAUACAUACAUAUAUAAUUUGCAUUUAAAUUGUAUAUAAAUUUGAACAAGCAAAUCCGCAAAUCAAAUGAAAAUCUGUAAAGAAUGGUUCAGAGCAGGUUGGUAUGCUGCCUAUAUUGUGCUCUAUGUUUGCGCGUAUCCGGCGAGAGAUCGAUCGAACGAGAUGUACAUUAGCAGCUCGAGAUUAUUCAAUCCGGAAUCAACUAACGGUUAUGGCUUCGAGGAAGAGGUAUCCGCGACUAAAUUAUUCGAGAUUCACGACGAUAGUGUAGAGAAGUUUGAGGAGGAUAGCCCAUCGAGAACGAUCGCCACAAGAGCAAAGAGCAAUGCGGCCCUACUACCUUUGAUCAUAGAACCCGAGGCAGAGAUGCUGCCGCGUGGUUAUAAGGGCGUGAAGUCGCCUGGAGUCACCCACAUGGAGUUUGCAUUUGUGAAACCGCAAACUGACACGUCAAUUCGCGAUAGCACGACAUUACGAGCUUUGAUGAUAAACGAUGACAAGAAUUCCGGUAAAUUCGGUGGACUUGAUCGAGAUGACGAUGCGCAUUAUGCCGCGUCAAAGCACGAGAUUGCAAAAAAUGAUCCAGGUAGCGAGAAAGAUCCUGGUCUCGUUGUUCUCGAGGUAGGUUUAAAAAAUGAUUUGAAGCAGAAGAGCAAGAAGACCGAGGAUACUGAAGCUUUCGGUGCGGAAAAGAGUCAUUUGGAAAGUGAGGGUUAUGCGAAGAAUCAUAAAGAAAAAGUCGUAAAGAAAAAGCAAAAUAUUUACAAGGCUGGAAAUGAUCGUGAGAAGACUUAUGCCGCUGGAUAUUACAAAGAUGAAUUCGAAAAGAACGCCGAUUUCUACGAUAACGGAGGUCAGAGAAACCAACACUUUGAGAAGGACGAUCGAUACGGCGGGAAACACGCCAACGCCGAAGACACGUACGCGAAAGACAAUAGUAACAGUUCCAGAUUAGUCAAGGUGGAAGCUAACGAGUAGGGUAAGUUCGAAAAGAUAAGAACCGACCGAGAAGCCCAAGGUCACGCUACGAUGGAUUCUUCGGGAACUUUGACGGAUUCAUAAAGCAGACUGGCUUAGCGAAUGGUUGAAAGUUCGCUUUCAACAAUGACAGCUCGAUAAGUAUAUGGCGUUUGUGUGAGUUACGAUUAUACGAUGACUAUUGAUUUAAAGAGAAAUUUAAAAAUGGUUAAACAUAUAUGUUUAAAUGUACAUUUAAUAUUGGAUUGAAUAAAAUGUGCAUUUAUUCAUGUAUUUAAAUAUAUACAUAUUUUCAUUGUAUUUUACAUCAUAUAUUUUAUCUGUGCAUUGUGUGUUUAUAAAAUACAAAAUUAAAUAAAAGCACGCUGCUUUUAUAUUUACUUACGUGUAAUGUUGA
Cataglyphis hispanica is the source of this 1403-nucleotide messenger RNA. RefSeq lists its product as uncharacterized. Bases 95 to 1006 code for a protein of 303 amino acids. The transcript has a single exon. The record is from RefSeq and is a predicted model, not a curated record. NCBI's taxonomy places the organism in Eukaryota, Metazoa, Arthropoda, Insecta, Hymenoptera, Formicidae.